UAAGGAGUGCCAAUGUUGACCAUGCGUCCUCUUCCAUGGAAUCUGCACGCCACCAAACUGUGGGCGUGGGCGUCUGGCCGACAGGGAAACUACAGCUGGGGAGCGACUGUAGAGGAGAUAUAAAGGAAGUGUCAGCAGGACUCUUUCAAGAGCAGGUUGUACUGUGGUGUACUGUGAGUGACAAGAAGAAAAGCUCUGACUUGCUGAGAGAGAAGUGGUUUGGCUUUAGCUGAGGAUGGAUCUCUUUGGACUUCUUCUGCUCGUCCCGAUGGUGACGGCCACACUGGAGUAUCCUGACUCAGGUCAGCUUCCGUGCGAGGACUUUGACAUGAAGGAGUUUUGGCUCCUGGAAGGUGAAGCCUUCCACUUUGUGCCGGACAUGGUCGCGGACAUGGUGGAGUCCGAGCUGGACCAGGGAGACUUCAAGUGGUUCAGAAACUCUUCCGAUGGCACCGAGCUCAUCACGUCGGACGAGAUGGAGAGAAUUCACCAUCACGGCGUUGGGCUGCUCGUCUUGAACAUCUCCAUGGCGGACUCCGGCUACUACGUGGCUACAUGGCGUAACCGGUCAGCAGACACCUGUGACAGUUCUCACCUGGUACUCAACGUCCUGGAAGCCAACCAGCGGGAGGACGAGCGUCUCUUCUAUGGAAGCGUGGAACAUUCCGGCCACAACAAGUUGGUCAUGUGUCCUGAACCGGUGGAUGACGUGUGUAGAAGGCUGGGCGGAGCCUUUAGCUGGUACCUGAACUUCACGUUACUUCCUGGUCGCCACGAAGCUUCUGUUUGGCUCAGGAACUUCACAAACGAGGACCAAGGUGUCUACACGUGCGUGUGCACCUGGACUCACGAGCAGCACUCGUACGCGUCAUCGGGCUCCAGGGAGGUUUUAGCAACAGCUCAGUCUGUCCACUCCACCUUGGUCAUCGUGUCGCCGACAGAGGUGCACGCCGAUGAAGGUGGAGUCCCCCACAAACCCGUCAGAUGUCCACGUCACAGAUGGAUUCACUUCCUGUCGUCUUUCACUGCGGCCCAGGAAUGCGAGUCCAGAUCAGCUGUUCCGUCUUCUGCGGACGCAACGUGGAGGAAUACUGCUCGGCUCGCUGGCAGGUUGGCGGCCAGGACGACAUCGGGCGCGGAUACCAUCAGACGCACACCGUGUAAGCCAACCCCCCCCCUCUAUUUCUCUGACUGGCGGGUGCCCGAUUCCACGAUGUUCGAUCGGAACACACCAACGGUCACGUUCUUAAUUCUUCGUUAUCACGUAAAGACAAUCAACGCAGUAGGUGGAAUCUUCCAUGUGCGGGGGUGUGGUUCGUUUCCUUUCCGCAGCGUCACAUCGCCGCCAUCUUUACGGACCGUGGCCACCGCAGUCCUGACCAUCGAGGAAGUGUCCGUCAAAGACUUUCAAACUCAGUUCAAGUGCAUCGGCAAAGGGCUUUACUCGACAGAGUCUCAGUCCUUGAGUCUUCAUCCCAGAGGAAAAAUCACUUCACUGGUCAUCGGGGGACUAUGGACGUUGGUCGUCGGCGUUUUUGCCGCCUUAAUGGUCAAACUUUAUGCCGUCGACUUGGUUCUCCUUUUCAGGCCUUGCCUCCGUCUGAGAUGCUGCAGUAGAGAAGAUUCAAAGCUGUACGACGCCUACGUCUUGUACCAGGCGGAGGGCGGAGUCAAUACCGGCGAGGACACGCUGGCCCUUUUCGUCAAUGCGGUUCUGCCCGCCGUGCUGGAGGAAGGAUGCCGCUAUCGGCUCUGCAUCCAAGGCAGGGACGACAUUCCGGGGGAAGAUCGACUGGAGAUGGCGGAGAAGCGCAUCACGCAGAGUCGCAGGCUGAUGGUCAUCCUUGCCGGAGUGGACCGACACGCCCCCAAGGACCACAACCUCGUCUUGGGGGGCGUGGAUUUCCAGGUGGGUCUUCACCACGCCCUGACCCAGACUGGCACGCGUGUCAUUCUCAUCCAGGUGGGGCAAACGGGACCGCAAGGAUACGCUCACCUGUCCCCGGCCCUGCGGCACCUCAUCACCAAGCGUGCCCCCCUCAGGUGGCGGCAGGACUCCCAGGGCGCCGCCUCCCCGAACUCCCGCUUCUGGAAGAACGUGCGCUACCUGAUGCCCGCUCGGCCCGCCUCCACACGGGCACCGUCCGCCGUCGUGUGACAGCAUUGAACAGCAGACGCAGUACUAUACAGUUAGACAUACGUUUCAGGGUGUCCAAAUUGCGGCCCAGGGGCCUUUUGUGGGCCUGUUUUUUUUUUUUGUUUUUUUUUUUUAAUUUUCCCCUUUGAUUUUGUCUCAACUUACUUUGUGGAAAAAAAAAAUAUCAAGAUAAAUAUCGUAUAUCGAUGUCCAACCUAAAAAUAUCGGGAUGUGCGUUUGUGGUCCAUAUCACCCUGACCCCACCCUGGUGGGAAUACUUACAUCACAAACAAUUCCUAAGAUGUUGUGUUUUUGGUCUUUUUUUUUAAUGGUUUUAUUUCAUUGUUUAUUGUAUUUUAUUUAAAAUGUCUUGAUAUUGUGAUUGUAACAUUAAAUAAUCUUUGCAAUAAGCUUCAAUAAUCAAUUGAAACUUAUUGCAUUUGAUAUGAUGUACUUGCAUUAUUAUCCAAUCCACUUUAAUUAUAUAGCACAUUUUACAAAGUUUCCAAAGACAAGACAACAGAUAAGUUGUAGUAAAAAUACAUCAUUAAACAUCAAAUAAAAACAGGAACAUUGAAAGCAAUAAAAACACAACAAAAUAAAACAAUAUUUAAGACAUAAAUAUUGAAAAAAAUAGACUAAGAACUUGUGUGUCCAGCUAAUAAGACUGAGGCCCACAAAUGUACACUAUAGAUACUAUACUACCAUCUAGCGGUUCAAAUGUGCAGUACACCUCAAUGAAUAAAUGCUC
Doryrhamphus excisus (bluestripe pipefish) is the source of this 2888-nucleotide messenger RNA. Lineage: Eukaryota; Metazoa; Chordata; Actinopteri; Syngnathiformes; Syngnathidae. The record is from RefSeq and is a predicted model, not a curated record.